This is a messenger RNA of Telopea speciosissima, 894 nucleotides long. Its product is annotated as ORM1-like protein 2. Gene Ontology annotation, biological process: negative regulation of ceramide biosynthetic process; intracellular sphingolipid homeostasis; ceramide metabolic process. NCBI's taxonomy places the organism in Eukaryota, Viridiplantae, Streptophyta, Magnoliopsida, Proteales, Proteaceae. The coding region runs from base 125 to 631 and encodes 168 amino acids. The transcript has 3 exons. Gene Ontology annotation, cellular component: endoplasmic reticulum membrane. The record is from RefSeq and is a predicted model, not a curated record.
CAAACAUCGAUAUUAACCUGCUAUCUUAUUCUGCUACUGCAAGAGACGAAGAGAGACAGAGAGAUAGAGAGAGAGAGAGAGAGAGAGGUAAGGAGAGGGAGCUUUCAAUUUGAUCUUUUCAUUAAUGGUGGAUGGAUUGGGCUUUUCAUCGGGAAGAAUGGGGAAACUAUACGUAAGCGCAGUUCCCCCUCCCGAUCUGAACAAAAACACGGAGUGGUUCAUGUAUCCAGGUGUUUGGACCACAUACAUCUUGAUCGUCUUCUUCUCUUGGCUUAUGGUGCUUUCUGUCUUCGGAUGUACCCCUGGCAUGGCUUGGACUGUUGUAAAUCUCUGCCACUUCGUCGUUACUUAUCACUUCUUUCACUGGAAGAAGGGAACACCAUUUGCUGAAGAUCAGGGUAUCUAUAAUAGAUUGACUUGGUGGGAGCAGGUAGACAACGGCAAGCAGCUAACUCGUAAUAGGAAAUUUUUGACUGUUGUACCUCUGGUGCUGUUCUUGAUUGCCUCGCACACAACUGACUACCAACACCCAAUGCUCUUCCUCAACACUCUUGCUGUGUUUAUACUGGUGGUUGCCAAAUUCCCAAACAUGCACAAGGUUCGCAUCUUUGGAAUCAAUGCAGACCAGUGAGUUGGUCCAUAUAUGAAUAGGCACUGUGUUUUACUUCUGUAAAAGCCUUUUAUUGUUGAUGGUUUAUAUCCCCUGUACAGGAGUAAGAACUGGAAACGGUACUUCACUGUUCUUUUUCCUCCUUUUUGAUAAGUGAACGUUUUGUUUGGAAUGGAUUGCUUUUACAAAGCUAUCUGUGUCUCUUAGAUAUAAGAAUAACAAGUGUAUUUCAUUUCCACUGUAUAGUUGAAAAAAAGGAGAAUUUAAUCCGAACUUCAAAUUCA